This is a messenger RNA of Meyerozyma guilliermondii ATCC 6260, 999 nucleotides long. RefSeq lists its product as uncharacterized. The record is from RefSeq and is a predicted model, not a curated record. The transcript has a single exon. NCBI's taxonomy places the organism in Eukaryota, Fungi, Ascomycota, Pichiomycetes, Serinales, Debaryomycetaceae. Bases 1 to 999 code for a protein of 332 amino acids.
AUGGUUCGCUCUCAGCCUGUAGUUGUUUUCGGACUUUUCUUGCCGUUCGUUUUUGCGAAUUUCGAUUCACAACCAAUACCUAGUACAACUUCAACCCCAUGUACCACCAGCACUACAUCCACAGCGCCCACAUCGACGACACCAACACCAACACAACCUUCAGAAACUCCAUGUACCACGUCGUCUGAAACUUCUUCGACGGAAGUUCCGUCAGAGACUCCAAGUACCAGUGAGACUUUGCCAAGUGAAACUUCGUCAACCGAGACUCCUUGUACCACAAGUGAAACCCCGUCAAUUGCAGCCUCAUCGACCGAAACUCUAUGUACCACAUCAACCGAAGCUUCUUCUUCAGAGACUUCAUGGACUUCAUCGACCGAAACUCCAUGUACCACUUCAAGUGAAACUUCGUCAGGUGAAAUCACUUCGAGUGUGCCAAGUUGGUCAUCUGAAAUUUCAACGUUAGCUUCUUCGUCUGAGACUCCAUGUACGACUUCGUCUGAGACUUGGUCGUCUGUUGUAUCUUCUUGGACUGUGCCUACUUCGUCGGAGACUCCAUGUACCACUUCAAGCGAAAGCUCGUUGGCUGGAAAGUCGUCGAUUGUGCCUUCCUCGUCUGAAAUUUGGUCAUCAACUGUAUCUUCAUGGACUGUGCCUACUUCGUCGCAAACUCCAUGUACCACUUCAAGCGAAAGCUCCGUUGCUGGAAGAUCUUCGUCUGAGACUUGGUCAUCUACUGUGUCUUCAUGGACUGUGCCUUCUUCGUCGGAGACUCCAUGUACCACUUCAAGCGAAAGCUCCGUGGCUGGAAAAUCUUCGUCCAUCCCUGCUUCUUCUGAGAGUUGGUCAUCUGUAUCUUCUUGGACUGUGCCUUCUUCCGUCGGAGAGUUGGUCAUCUGUUGUAUCUUCUUGGACUGUGUCUUCAUCAUCAGAAACUUCAUGUACCACUUCAAGCGAGAGCUCCGUUGCUGGAAGAUCUUCGUCUGUGCCUUCUUCGUCUGA